AUGGCCGACUAGAGGACGGAGAAUUUUCGAAAGACUAUCGUCAGAUUUAAGGCAUAUUUAAAAUCUUACUAGUGGCAGUGGAUAGCUUCUCAACCCAUCAAAUAGCCGACAAUUAAAUACGGAACACAGCCAUUAACUCAUUCAAUAUGCCUUGAAGCUAUUCACCUGACGUCCAUCGAAAUUCCCGACUCAGGGAAGUUGCGUCCGGUUCCGGACCGGUCCCGCCUCCGUCGUUGUCGGGCCGUUGACCGCGAUAUCACCAUUCAACAUGGCCGGCAUUCUGGCGUAUCUUCAGUAUGCGCUGGGAAAGCUCUUCUACCGCGUUCGUGGCCAUGACGCGAAGCAGAUCAUCUACACCGAUGCCUUCAAAGGUCUUACCAAUCCCAACAUUGCCCUCGAAGCCACCGACUGUGGUCCAUCUGGCUCUGUGAUGCUCAAUGAUCACACCUGCCUCGCCGAGGACGGAGUGGGCCGAUUCCCCGACCUGCGCUGGAACCCUCCCGAGCUUAUCGACGAUGUCAAGGAAUACGUCCUGACCUGCGAGGACAUUGAUCUUCCUAUCCCCGGUCUGGUCAUCCAUCAUGGGCUCUUCUACGGCAUUCCUCCUUCGACCACUACUGCCCUCCACUCGGAUAUCAAGGAGCAAAAGGACAAUCCCAAGUCGCGCAUCACUGAGUCUGGCUGGAAAUACGUCCCUAACCUUACUGGCAAUGCGUACAUCGGUCCGGCACCUCCUCUGGGCCAUGGCAGCCACCGCUAUGUCUUCACCGUCAUCGCCCUUAAUGAAUCGCUCCAGUUCGACAAUCCCGACAAGGUCACUAGGCAGAAGAUCAAAGCCGCCAUGGUCGGAAAGGUCAUUGGAUGGGGUCAGUGGACUGGAUCCUUCGAACGCCCCUGGCCCAAAUAGAUGGCUGCUCGAGAACCAAGAGCUACACAUCGGGGUUUAUGUGCGUUACGAUUUGGCGUUUAGACAAAGGCAAUUCAGGACUUUCUAGGCCUCAGGAUCGGUCUAUGGUUUGAGAGGAAAGGAUCUUUUUUUUACUAUCCCCGCUUCUUGUAUU
Aspergillus wentii DTO 134E9 is the source of this 1061-nucleotide messenger RNA. RefSeq names its product YbhB/YbcL family Raf kinase inhibitor-like protein. The record is from RefSeq and is a predicted model, not a curated record. The coding region runs from base 269 to 907 and encodes 212 amino acids. NCBI's taxonomy places the organism in Eukaryota, Fungi, Ascomycota, Eurotiomycetes, Eurotiales, Aspergillaceae. The transcript is spliced from 3 exons.